CUGACACAGCUGUCCCUGUGCGCCAGGUUACCGUUCUGGGCUCCACGGGCCGUGGGGCGUACAAAUAGCUCUCAUGGAAACAUCGGAAGCGCCAUUUCUCUUCCACGCGAUUUGAAGACACCACUGAUGGUCAGAUUAUAGUGUCUCCCUCAUAGUCUUGGCCGCCGGACCAGUUCGCAGUCCCUGUGCUAUGUCGGGAUCGACGAUCCACCUUGCCAACGGGAGGUGCAUCGGUGGCGACGCGCCCUGCUUCAUCGUGGCCGAGAUCGGCCAGAACCACCAAGGCGACGUCGCCAUCGCCAAACAGCUGAUCGACGCGGCCAAGAGGAGCGGCGCUGACUGUGUGAAGCUGCAGAAGUCCAGCCUGCCGGACAAGUUCACGCGCGCCCUCUGUCGGCCGUACGGCGGACCCCACGCCUGGGGCGCCACCUAUGGCCAGCACAAGGCCCACCUGGAGCUCGGCGAGGAGGCCUACAAGGAGCUGCAGGCGCACGCUCGACAGGUCAGGGCAUGCAGGAGGCGUUCGGCGAUGGACCCGGUGUCGGCCGAGUUUCUGCACCGGCUGGACGUGCCGUUCAUCAAGGUGGGCUCCGGAGACGCCAACAACCUGGCGAUGAUCGCGACAAUCGCCAGCCGCGGCCGGCCGCUGGUCGUCUCCACCGGCAUGCAGAGUCUGGCGACGGUGCGGCGCGUCUAUGACCUGGUGCUGCGCCACACCAGCCAGCUGGCGCUGCUGCAGUGCACGUCGGCGUACCCCACGCCGCCUCAGGACGUGCACCUGCGCGUGCUGGAGCAGUACCGGCGCCUGUUCCCGCGCGCCGUGCUCGGCUACUCCGGCCACGAGGAAGGCACCGUCAUCUCUGUGGCCGCCGUCGCCAUGGGGGCCAAGAUCGUGGAGCGUCAUCUGACGCUGGACCGCAGCUGGCGCGGCUCGGACCACGGCAGCUCGCUGGAGCCGACGCAGCUGGCCCAGCUGGUGACGGACGUGCGGCGGCUGGAGCUGGCGCUGGGAUCGCCCGAGAAGGUGGUGCUGCCAGUCGAGCACGCCUGCUGGCUCAAGCUGGGGAAGUCGGCGGUGGCGGCGCGCCAGCUGCCGGCCGGCCACCGGCUGACCGCCGCCGAUCUGCUUGUCAAGGUGGCCGAGCCCAUGGGCUGGCGGCCGGAGCUGCUGCACGAGCUGAUCGGUCGCCGGCUGCGCAGGGACCUGGAAGCCGACCAGAGCGUGACGGAAGACGUGCUGGAGGAGGAGGCUGGGGCGCAGCGGCUGGGGCAGGGCAGGGUCGAGACCUAACAUCGGAGCGGCGCCGCGAGUUCGGCUGGAGGGGAGCAAGCGGGUCAGGUGCGCGGAGGAAUACCUCAGGGCGGGCGGCGGUGGUGUGUGGGGACUGCGCCGAUACAUGAGGAGCGUUUUGAAGCCGGCUGAAGGACGCGAGAUUGGUCGGUAGUGGGAAGAAACGCCAGUACUUGAAUGAGGAUCUAGCGUUCAUUAAUGACUGGCUGCGCCAGAAAACGCUUUCCUAGUGUCGUGACUACUUGUCAAAGUUGGGCUAGACUCGGAAAAUCAUGCGACAGGCAUUUACUUAGUGUCCGCCGCUCAUGUGUCGGCAGAUCCGUCGUUACGGUCAAGUGUUAUGUCAAAUUUCCUUGAGCUUACAACCCAAUAGUCGACGCUGCGAGAUCUGGAGGUAUGACCAUGCUGCAUUACUUGCUCGCCACUUUUUCGAGCAGUUCGCUUUUAUGACCUCAUGUGCGAAAAUGUGUACUGUCAUUCUCGGGCAUUUACCCGGUCGUUGCGAUACCGUACAUUAACUUUUCGUCUAUGUUAUCUCAACAUGAAAACGUUAU
Pollicipes pollicipes is the source of this 1845-nucleotide messenger RNA. RefSeq names its product sialic acid synthase-like. Gene Ontology annotation, molecular function: N-acylneuraminate-9-phosphate synthase activity. Lineage: Eukaryota; Metazoa; Arthropoda; Thecostraca; Pollicipedomorpha; Pollicipedidae. The record is from RefSeq and is a predicted model, not a curated record. Gene Ontology annotation, biological process: carbohydrate biosynthetic process.